AUUUGGAGCCCUGGGUUGACGGUGUCACGUGUUUCCGCUUUGGCCUGCCGCCUCCUUCCGUGUAUGGUUACCAUAGUAACAGACCCGGGCGAGAGUUUGGGCGAGCUGCAGCAGGUGAAGUUACUUUAACAGCAUUAAGUUAAGCCAUGAGUGCAGAUGCAGUUUCCUCUCUUCAAUAUCAGUACACCACUGGUGACAACAGUGGGAAGGUCCCUGUGGAGCACCUGGACUAUAAAUAUAUUGAAGAAUGCAAAGAUGUAAAAUACCUGGAAAAGAUCUUGAGAGUACUGAGGUCAGGUGAUGAAGGCAUUUAUCCUCAUCUUAUCAAUUUCUGUGAGAGUCACUUGGAGAAACUGGACCCAAGAAGCCGAGCUCUCAGGAAGACAAACCCUGUGGCCACAGCAGCCAGCCUCUCUAGAGAUGAGUGGAGCCAAAUUGUUGAUGAGUUGAAGAUGUGGCAAGAGGAAACCCAAAAGACUGAGACCUCAUUAAAACAGCAUUCAAUGUUCGACGAUGAAGUGAACAAAAAUAUACCACCUGUGAGAGGUUCCAACUUCUCCGUUCCGAUAAGCCAGACUUUACUUCCAAAAGAAAAGAGGAAUUCUUCAAAACACACUCUCCCACGUGAUUAUCGAGAAUGGGACAAGUUUGAUGUGGAAAAGGAAUGUGAAAGAAUUGACAGGAAUGUCACUGAAAAGGAUCCACAUGUCAUUAUGAAUAACGGACAGCCCAAAAUCAAGACUAAAGUUGAUGCUUCAUUGCUGACACAACAGGAGAAGCUCCUUUUGGCAAAUCGUGAAAAGGACAAAGGCAAUGAAGCUUUCAGAGCAAACGAUUAUGAGGAGGCCAUUGCCUACUACUCCAGAAGCCUUUCCAUUAUACCAACUGUGGCUGCAUUCAACAACAGAGCCCAGGCAGAGAUCCACCUCAAGCACUGGCACAGUGCUAUGAGAGACUGCCAGAGGGUACUGGAGCUGGAGCCAGGCAAUGUUAAAGCCCUUCUACGCCGUGCCACUGUUUAUCAUCACAUGGGCAACUUCCAAAUGGCAACUGAAGAUUUGAAGAUCGUACUGAUGGAAGAGCCGCAGAAUGCUGCUGCCACUCAACUCCUGUCUAAAACUGAGAAGAAGAUAAAGGAAUGUCAACCAGAGCAACGCAAAGGCAAAAAAAUCCCUAUCCAAGAAGUAGAAGAGGAAGAUGACAACAGUUACGAUGAGAGAAAAUCCGAACAGACUGCUUGUCCGGUUGAACCUAGCCAGCCUGUGGGAGGGGAGGAGAGCUCAGCCGCUCCUGCUGAAAGGGGAGACAUGGGAAACGCUCAAAAAAAGCCCCACGGCAGAGGGGACGGGGGUCCACACAGUGAGCACAACAACUCCCACCAUGGACACUGGAGGAGCAAAGGAGGCAACUCUGACAAGUACAAAGUCACACAGGAAAAGGUAACCAAUGGAACGAGCAAGAGGGGCUCGACAGCUUCAGUCCAGGCGGAUCAGAGCAGCAGCGGUAAGGGGACUUCGGUUGGAGGAAAUACAGGGGAAACUGUCAACCUUGAUGCUCCAUGUGGAGCCCUGCCCCCACCUCUGUCCCGGCUAAAGAAUGAGGGAAACCUGCUGUUUAAAAAUGGACAGUUUGCCGAUGCACUGGAGAAAUACUCACAAGCCAUCCAAGGCUACACAGAUUCAGGGCUAGAUAGUCCAGAGGAUCUAUGUGUUCUGUAUUCUAACAGAGCUGCUUGCUACCUGAAAGACGGCAACAGUCAAGAAUGCAUACAGGACUGCACAAGAGCCCUGGAGCUGCAGCCAUUCUCACUCAAACCCCUCCUGCGCCGGGCCAUGGCUUAUGAGUCCCUGGAGCGCUACCGUAAGGCCUACGUGGAUUACAAGACCGUCCUGCAGAUAGACAUCAGUGUGCAGGCAGCACAUGACAGCGUCAACAGGAUCACACGGCUGCUGAUUGAGCAGGAUGGUACAGAGUGGAGAGAGAAACUUCCAGAAAUUCCCCUGGUACCUCUUUCAGCUCAGCAGCACCGCAGAGAGGAACCACCCAGUGCAGAGGUCCUCCAGGCUCGAGCAGAGAAGGCGGCCCGGGAUGCAGAAAGAAGAGCAGAAAUCCAUUUUACAGCUUUGAAGCAAGAAGGGAAUGACUUUGUGAAGAAGGGCCAAUACCAGGACGCUCUGGGAAAGUACACUGAAUGCCUUAAGAUAAAGCCUGAUGAGUGUGCUAUCUACACUAACAGAGCCCUGUGCUAUUUGAAGCUGGAGAGGUUUACUGAAGCCAAGCAGGACUGUGAUGCAGCACUGAAAAUGGAGCCAACCAAUAAGAAGGCCUUCUACAGACGAGCCUUGGCCAAUAAAGGCCUCAAGGACUACCUGGCAUGCAGCACUGACCUGCAGGAGGUGCUGCAGCAGGAUCCCAACGUACAAGAGGCUGAGAAAGAGCUUGAGGAGGUCACAGUGCUGCUCAGACAGAGUCUGGCCAAUGCCAAGGCUUCACCAGCCAAAAACAGGAAGACUGUCCCCAUCACAGAGGUUGAAGGUGAUGAGGAAACACCAGCCGUUCCUAGCUCAGAGAGCAGCCGCAGAGGAGCGGACAUCUCCAUCAACCUCCAGCCGGCCAAUGCAUACGAGUUCGGCCAGGCUCUGAACGCAGCUCGCUGCUGUGGGAACACAGGUGCCUGCGCUGACCUGCUGGCCUCCACAGCCCCGGAGAUGCUUCCCCAGCUCCUGAGCACCCAGCUGGAUGGACACACCAUCAGCUUCAUCAUGCAGGGGCUCGACACCCACCUGGAGAAAGACCCCAACCUGGUCUAUCAACACCUCAAUCAUCUGCAUACAGCCGACAGGUUCUCGGUUGUACUGAUGCUGCUGGAGAAGGACGAGCGUCGCCACAUGACUCAGCUGUUUGAGCAUCUGUCCGCCGUGGAGAGUGCCGAGUUCACUAAGAACGAUGUUCAGAAUCUGGCCAACAAAUACAUCUGAACCUCCUCCCACUACUCUCUGCUGCAUGAGCUGCUGCACCACUACAACUCUUGGAUCUAUGCAAAACACUGCACAAGAACUGACUACACAAAGGCGGGAAGCAGCAGAAUGUGCCCCAGAGCAAUACAAUGGAACUGAGUCACAUUCAUACAAUUGGUCUGUGCUGUAAAUGAUUUGAUCACUGUAUGUUUGAGUGACAGUUUAAGGAAUAUAUUUUUCUCUCCAGAAUGUUUUACUAUGCAGAUUUACUUUUGUACCACCACUAAGCAUUAGCGUUGGACAGCAGGAAGUGGGACACUGUGGACCUUUCACUUUAAUCUACUGAUAAUUUGGGCCCCAUGUAAACUGUUAUGUAAGGCUAAAGGUGCUUCCCUGACAGGCAGGUGAGUUUGCUCAGGACAGACUCAUGUUACCACAAAUGAGCUCCAGUUCAAUAUGGAGCAUUUCCAGCUUCUGUCAGACACCAGCUAUGAACAGAGGUAUUCAGUGCUUGCUGAAUAUUACAAAGUAAAGGAACAUGUGAGGUCAUUUGCUACUUAAGCUAAUUAAGAUGUCCCUUGCUGCAGGACAAAAACUCAAAAUAAAGGAGGGGGUUUUAUUAUGACCAGAUGUACUGCAUUAUUGCUGCAGAAUAAAUUAUAUUGUAUUGCUAUGAUAACAGUAUCUGUUGGACUGAUAUCUACUAGCAAUGUUUUAGGAGAAAUACAGUUUGUAUCCAUACAUGA
Acanthopagrus latus (yellowfin seabream) is the source of this 3703-nucleotide messenger RNA. RefSeq names its product sperm associated antigen 1b (gene spag1b). Gene Ontology annotation, cellular component: cytosol; mitochondrion. The record is from RefSeq and is a predicted model, not a curated record. The transcript is spliced from 19 exons. Bases 147 to 2978 code for a protein of 943 amino acids. Gene Ontology annotation, molecular function: heat shock protein binding. Lineage: Eukaryota; Metazoa; Chordata; Actinopteri; Spariformes; Sparidae.